UUGGGAGAGGGCGAGGAGUUGAGGCGUGAUAGGUCUGGGCUUUUCCGCUGGAAGCGGUUCACCAAGCACCAAAAUGGAGCAAAGCAAAACAUGGAUCAUGAUGAUAUUCAAGACUGGAUUAAAAGAGUUGAACAGGCGUCUGAAUGUGCUGUUGCAGAAGUAUUUCCUUCAAAAAAGUUAAAAACAACUCCAAAAGUCAGUGGCUACUUCAUGACAAUGGAGACAGUUAAUCAGCUUCAUGAUCAUGAUGAUGCUUAUGCUGAAGCUCAGGAGUUACUAAAUGAAUGGAUGAACUCCAAGUUAAGAAUGGAAUUAGAAUAUGAAGAAGCUGGAGAGCUACAAGACCAUAUGAAAAAUUUAGAGACACUCACAUGUUCACCAGAGAUGACCUCCAGAAUGCCUGAAUAUGAAAAAUUUGAUGAUUUGUACAAUUAUUUGGAACAGGAGAAGGAGAGUGCUGCAACACAGGCCUUCUUACAGCAGCUCCUAGAAAAGAAAAUGGAGGAGUCUGGUAUCCUUGAUGACCUUGGGAUAGAUGAGGAAAGACAACAGAAAAAGCAAAAAGACCCAUGCUUAAGCAUGGAGGCCAGACACCAACAAGUAAAAGAAAAUCGUCUUAAAAGGCAGGCUCAGUUGGAGCAACAGAAGCAGGAGAAAGCCAUAAAGAAAUUUGCUCACGCUAAAGCUCAUCAACUGCUUCAGGAGGAAAAUAGAAAAAAAGCUUUACAGGCCAAGAAAGAGGAAGAACACAUUAAAAAAGAGAUGGUACAGUUACGGAAAGAAAUGGUGGAAAAAAGAUACAUAAUGGAAGAAGCAAAGCGGCUUGAACGGGAGCAUCAGAAAAAAGUGAAAAAGGAGAAAAUCUUGGUUCAGCAAAAAGCCAAGCGAGCACUGAUAGAAUUGCAAGAGCAGAAGAACCAGCAACAUCGUGAGGUUGAGAAUAUUUGGAUAAUGCAGGAGGUUGAUGCCAGGAUUAAAUCUUACCAGCUACGGUGUUUGCAGAAACAUUUUUCAAUCUGGUAUAAACUGGUUCUGGAACGCAGGAUUAAAAUGGGUAAAGCAAGGGCUUUGUUUGAUUGGAAGAGCCAGCUCCGAAUUUUCCAGGCCUGGAGAACAUAUACAUGGGGAAAGAAGUUGGAGCAAGAGGUACAGCGCACUGAGAUGGAACUACGGGAGGAAAAAAGAAAGAAACAACUUGCAACAGAAUGUAACCGGAAACACAGGCUCAGGUACUGCUUCACUCAUUGGCUAUUAUGGUGCAAAGCUGAGAAAGAAAAGAGAGAAUUGAAGGCACGAAAAGAGGAGACAAAACAAAAAAUGGCAGCGCUAUUGGAUUCUGCCUCUUCUGGGAAAUUGUCAGCUGUUUCCAACAGAGCUUCAAGAUGUGAAUAUGAGGUGCAGCAGGUUGUUUCUGCUCAAAAUGUGGUGGUGGUGAAGAAACAGGAUGCAGUCGAUUCUUCUCCAAUAACAGGUGAUGGUGAAGUUCAUCAAUUUAUAGCUGCAAGACCAAAAUUUGCCUGGCAGGUUACUCGCAAGCAUGCAACACUAAACUCAGAGGAUACAACAUGUGUGCAAAAUGCAAGUAAAAUCUCAGGCGGGGACCAGGAUCAUCAAAAACCCAAUUUCGGCAUUGCAGGGAAGGUAAUUCAACAUUUUCAGGGCAACUUUAAACACCGCCAUGCAUUCCAACAGCAACUCAUUGAGGAUCAAAAAAAGCAACUUCUGGAAAAGCAGAAAAUAAUUGAAGAACUCCAGGAGAAGCAACAGUUAACAAUCCUGCAGCAAGAGGCAAAACUAGCUUCGGCCAUAACCACAGCAAUUGUUAAUGCAACACAAAAGGUGCAAGCUGAGCCUAAUGCUAAUGGUAGAAGACCAGCUGGAAAUGUGCAAUUUGAAGUAAAAGAUGCUGCUGCGCAUACGUUUAGGUCAACUGGUCCUUCAGCUGAGGAAUCCAGUUGUUCCACAAGCGGUACCAAUUGUAGCAAAACCAAUUAUAACUUAGUUUCACCUCACCCAAUUGUCAAAGCAAUGGAGGAACGAGCAAGGCAGCGCAUGGCAAGAAGAAAAGAACUGGAAGAGAUAAAAAGAAAAAAGGAAGAAGAAAAGCUUGCACGCAUGAGAGCAGAAGAGGAAGAACGGCAAAUGCAGCAGGAAGCUGAGAAACAGGCAUCAUUAGAAAAGAAGCGCAAGGAGAAAAGAUUACAGCGACAGAAAGAAAUUGAGAAGCAGAUGAGGUUGGAAAAACAAAGGCAAAUCCAGUCGGCUGCAGAAAAGCACUAUCAAGAUUUUCUUUUGAAUAAACGAGGCCUUCAGCCCUGGCGAAAGCUUCUGGAAAUCUCCAAGCAAAACACGAAGUUUGCAGAAGAUCACCACACCGCUUCACUCUUGAGGCAAUGCCUAUGUACCUGGCACCAGAACGUAACAGAGUCACUAUCUGAAAAGAAGUCCAAAGCUGAAAAAGUGUACAAUGGGAUUCUUCUUAAAAGAUGUUUCAACAAUUGGCUAAAGUACAAGGAAUAUACCAACAUUAUGGAAGAGGGAGCAAAUCAACACUAUCUGACAGUUCUAAGAAGAUCCAUGUUUACUGCCUGGUGUGAUUAUGUAAUGAUAGAAAAGACUACAUCGUGGGAAAAGGAAAGAAUUGGAACAGAACAUAAUCAGAGGAGGAUAGUCAAGUCAGCUUUCAUAGCUUGGAAGACCUUGCCAAUGCUCAUCAGGGAGGAGAAGAGAAAGGAAGAAUAUAUUAAAGAGCUCAGGAAGAAAGUUGCUGAAAUACUUCCUGAUUUUCUGACAUAAAACAUUAACUAUCUUAAAAUUCUGCAUGGGGAGAAAAAACAUCUCACCCUUCCACCCUUAUUGGACACAAUGAA
This is a messenger RNA of Pristis pectinata (smalltooth sawfish), 2870 nucleotides long. RefSeq names its product coiled-coil domain containing 191 (gene ccdc191). Gene Ontology annotation, molecular function: phosphatase binding. NCBI's taxonomy places the organism in Eukaryota, Metazoa, Chordata, Chondrichthyes, Rhinopristiformes, Pristidae. Bases 91 to 2796 code for a protein of 901 amino acids. The transcript is spliced from 17 exons. The record is from RefSeq and is a predicted model, not a curated record.